Molecule: messenger RNA, 2689 nt
Organism: Sphaeramia orbicularis (orbiculate cardinalfish)
Lineage: Eukaryota; Metazoa; Chordata; Actinopteri; Kurtiformes; Apogonidae
Exons: 2
Molecular function (GO): GTP binding
Source: RefSeq, a predicted model, not a curated record
AUUCUGGUUUGGGGAAGAAUCUGCAAAACCAAACCAAAUCGCACCAUAAUGGUUCUUGGAGCCACUGGAGCUGGGAAGUCGACUCUCAUCAAUGGGAUGAUCAAUUACAUCUUAGGUGUCAGAUGGGAUGAUUCAUAUCGGUUCAAGUUAGUUGAUGAAGGACAGGGGAAAACACAAGCAGAAAGUCAGACCUCUGAAGCCACAGUGUACAAAAUAAACUACCGAGAAGAGUUUCAGAUCCCCCACUCCCUGACUAUCAUUGACACUCCAGGGUUUGGAGACACAAGAGGCAUUGAAAGAGACAAAGAGAUCACACAGCAGUUACAGCGUCUCUUCACCCAGAAAUCUGGGGUCAGUGAAAUUGACAUUGUCUGUUUUGUCACUCAGUCUGCUUUAGCUCGACUCACACCAACACAGAAAUAUGUGUUUGAUUCUGUUCUCUCAAUCUUUGGCAAAGAUGUGGCAGAAAACAUCAGGAUUCUGGUGACGUUUGCAGACGGUCAGCGCCCACCAGUUCUAGAGGCGAUCAAUGCGUCAGGUGUCCCAUGUCCUAAAACUGAUGAUGGGCUGCCAGCUCACUUCAAAUUCAACAACUCUGCUCUGUUUGCCUACAACCAGUCAUCUGAUGAUGAAGAAGGAGGUUUUGAUGAGAUGUUUUGGAACAUGGGAUUACGAAGUAUGAAGAGGUUCUUUGCGGCAUUGAAUCAAAUAACAACCAAAAGCUUGACAAUGACAAAUGAGGUCCUCAGAGAAAGGCAGCAGCUUGAGGUUUCAGUGGAAAAUUUGCAGAUACAGGUUAGAGUUGGUCUAGCCAAACUUGAGGAGGUGAAAGAAACAGCUGAAAAGAUUAAAGAACAUGAGGCUGAGAUCACCAGAAAUGAGAACUUUGAGUUUGAAGUCACUGUCACCCACCCUGAUAAGGAGGAUAUUUCUGGGAGUGGAAAUUACAUCACAAAUUGUCAACAGUGUCACCAUACCUGUCAUUAUCCUUGUGGCAUUCCAAAUGAUUCAGACAAAAGUGGUUGUGCUGCAAUGGGUUCAGAUGGAAACUGCAGAGAGUGUCCAAAGAAAUGUAUCUGGAGUGUACACUAUAACCAGAAGUACAGGUGGGUGUAUAAGGAAGUUAAAGAAAAGCGAACAGUGAAAGAGCUCAAAGAAAAGUACCUGAAAGCUAAAGAAGCAAAGUCACCUAUCCAGGCUUUAAUUUCCAAAUUAAAGGACGAGUACAAACUUGUGCAAAAUCAAGUUGUGGAGCUGAUGAAAAAGUCUUCAAGAUGUUUAAACCGACUAAAAGAAAUCGCAUUGAAACCAAACCCUCUAUCUACUCCAGAGUACAUCGACAUGCUCAUUGAGUCAGAGAAAUCUGAGCACAAACUAGGAUGGAAAAAACGAGUUCAGGCCCUGACACACAUGAGAGAAAAAGCAGAGAUGAUGGCUAAAGUAGAGAGAGGAGAAACACUUCUGCAGACUUCAGUUACAGGGACAACGGACAGUAAGCAAGACCAAACCAAGACCAGUACCAAUGCAGUCAAAGAUCAGACCAAGACUGAUUCCAAUGAAAAAGGCCAAAACAGUGAGCAUCACACUGUCCAAGACUCAGACAAGGACCAUGGUACUGACCAAGUCCAGGACCACGAAACUGACCAGGACCAAAAUGAGGACAGUCAUACUGACCAGGACCAAAAGGAGGACGGUGAUACUGACCAGGACCAAAACGAGGAUGGUGAGACUGACCAGGACCAAAAGGAGGACAGUGAGACUGACCAGGACGAAAACGAGGAUGAUGAUACUGACCAGGACCAAAAUGAGGAUGAUGAGGCUGACCAGGACCAAAAGGAGGACGGUGAUACUGACCAGGACGAAAACGAGGAUGAUGAUACUGACCAGGAUGAAACGGGGAUGGUGAGACUGACCAGGACCAAAAGGAGGACUGUGAUGCUGACCAGGAUCAAAACGAGGACGGUGAGACUGACCAGGACCAAAAGGAGGACGGUGAUACUGACCAGAACGAAAACGAGGACGGUGAUACUGACCAGGACCAAAAGGAGGACGGUGAUACUGACCAGGACACAAUAAGGACAAUAUCACAUACAAGAAUUAAAUCAAGGACACACAUGGAGACUUGGAACUUUAGUUCCAAACCUCUAGUCUCUGGACUAUCUAACAACACAAAGGGACAGUUUACACCUUUACCUUCUCAUAUUAUUUCUUAAAAUACAAGUGUCUGAACAAGCUCUGUUCAGUUUAUGUUAACAUACUAAUUAAUCAUCUCCUGUUAAAGCAUUUGUCUGUGUAUUACUCCAUUUGUUCUCUGGUCUUUAAACUUCUUCUUUAAACUGAAGUUCUGACUUUAAAUACAUAAAUACAGUUAGCUUUGUAGUUUUGGAGUAAAAUAUGAGGAAACAACCCAUAGAGGGGCCUGUGCUAACUGUUUCAGUUGUAUAGACUAAGACAGAGCUGUUACUGAUCAGAGACGGACCAGUUCAUCAGACCUAAUGAGAUGUUUUACAUACUAAUCAUAUUGGCAGAAGUUGCGGCUGACAUAGCUGCAACUAUUAUCUCAGCUGGUUAAGUGUGCUUUGUCAUGAUCAUGUCAGCCUUUAAAAAUCACUACUGACCUGCAGAUCUCAAACACUGACGCUGAAACUGCUCCUGAAAAAAGACAACCAGAAUUGGGAAAGAUCAGGUU